GGAGCCGGGCUUGGGUGCUUCCCGGACCGAGGAGCGGAGCCAGGCUACGGGACAGGCGCCGGAGGACGUCGGAGCCCAGGAGGACCGAGGCGAGAGCAGGGCAGAACCUCCGAGGCGGCCGGCGCCAUGGAGAUCGUGUACGUGUACGUCAAGAAGCGCAGCGAGUUUGGGAAGCAAUGCAACUUCUCCGACCGCCAGGCAGAACUGAACAUUGACAUCACACCCAACCCCGAGCUGGCAGCGCUGUAUAUGGAGCGGAACCCGGUGGACAAGGGCGUGCAGUGCUCAGCCAGCAUGUCAGAGCACGAGGCCAACACUGAACGGUUCGAGAUGGAGAACUGCGGGGUUAACCACAUCGAGGGGGGCUGGCCCAAGGAUGUGAACCCCCUGGAGCUGGAGCAGACCAUCCGCUUUCGGAAGAAAGUGGAGAAGGAUGAGAACUACAUCAAUGCCAUCACGCAGCUGGGCUUGAUCAUGGAACACUGCAUCAAGCAGAACAAUGCCAUCGACAUCUACCAGGAAUAUUUUGAUGAGGAAGAGUCUGUGGAGGUGACCGAAGAAGCCCCGUCAGCCAAAACCAUCAAUGUUUUCAGGGAUCCCCAGGAUAUCAAGAGGACAGCCACGCACCUCUCCUGGCACCCCGAUGGCAACAAGAAGUUGGCAGUGGCAUACUCUUGCCUGAAGUUUCAGCAGGCACCCAUGGGCAUGAGCCACGAGUCAUAUAUCUGGGACCUGGAAAACCCCAACAGACCUGAAAUAACCCUGAAGCCAUCCUCACCACUUGUCACCCUGGAGUACAACCCCAAAGACUCCCAUGUGCUCCUGGGGGGCUGCUACAAUGGGCAGAUCGCCUGUUGGGACAUCCGGAAGGGCAGCCUAGUGGCAGAGCUGUCCACCAUUGAGUUCAGCCACCGAGACCCGGUGUAUGGCACCAUCUGGCUGCAGUCGAAGACAGGCACGGAGUGCUUCUCGGCAUCCACGGACGGGCAGGUCAUGUGGUGGGACAUCCGCAAGAUGAGUGAGCCCAUGGAGGUGGUGGUGAUGGACAUCACGCGGAAGGAGCAGCUGGCAAACGCCCUGGGGGCCAUCUCGCUGGAGUUCGAGUCGACUUUGCCAACCAAGUUCAUGGUGGGCACCGAGCAGGGCAUUGUCAUCUCGUGCAACCGCAAGGCCAAGACGUCAGCAGAGAAGAUCGUGUGCACCUACUCAGGCCAUCACGGACCCAUCUACGCCCUGCAGAGAAACCCCUUCUACCCGAAGAACUUCCUGACAGUUGGCGACUGGACGGCCCGAAUCUGGUCUGAAGACAGCCGGGAGUCGUCCAUCAUGUGGACCAAGUACCACAUGGCGUACCUCACUGACGGAGCCUGGAGCCCCGUGAGGCCAGCCGUCUUCUUCACCACCAAGAUGGAUGGGACCCUGGAUAUCUGGGACUUGGUGUUCAAGCAGUGUGACCCCGCCCUCAGUUUGAAGGUGUGUGACGAUGCCCUCUUCUGCCUCCGGGUACAGGACAAUGGGUGUCUCAUUGCUUGUGGCUCCCAGCUGGGGACGACCACGCUGCUGGAAGUAUCCAGCGGGCUCUCCACCCUGCAGAAGAAUGAGAAGAACAUAGCUUCUUCCAUAUUUGAACGGGAGACCCGACGAGAGAAGAUCCUGGAGGUGAAGCACCGGGAGAUGAGGCUGAAGGAGAAAGGCAAGACGGAAGGCCGGGAAGAUGACCAGAAGGAGGACGAACUGGCCCUAAACCUGGAUGACUUGGUCAGCAAGGCUGAGGAGGAGUUCUAUGAGGUCAUCUACUCAGAGCUGAAGAGGAAGGAGGCUGAGGCCAUGAAGAAGACAGCCAAGCCUAGGAAAAGUCUGAGUCUAGAGCCAGGGGAGGAGACAGAAAGAGCAGCUGGCGAGGAGGAAGAGGAAAAGGAUGAAGACGGGGAUGAAGGACGAGAAGACACGUCACCCUGACCCAGCCUUUGCCCUCAGCUGUCCCCGUGUGUGUGUGUGUGUGUGUGUGUGUGUGUGUGUGUGUGUGUGUGUAUGCGUCCGGUCUUCCCCUCCUGGAUACUGCUCUCUUCUGGCGAGUGACGAGUCAAGCUUUUUUCUGAGGAGACACAUCACGGGGUCCAGGCCCAGCUGGCUCCUGAGGGAAAGGGGAAUGGCUUGUCCUUAUGCCAGCUCUUUCUGGUCGCAGCCACCCUGAGGCCAUUUCCAAACUAGGGCACACAUGGCCUCUAGGUCUGGUCCUAGAUGCAUCUUUGGAUUUUGCUUCUCGCGGAUUCCUCCACAAACCAGUUAAGCCUCAGGUGGGCUUUCCUUGGCUAUGGUGAGGCCUAGAGAACAACCUGUGGAGGGGCCAGUGCUUCUCCCUCCCCGCCUGCCAAAUCAGGAUCGGAAAGUGUGCCCACUGCGACCACACCUUUCCAAGGAGCGCCCACCCUGCAACACCAGAGGCAUUUUGACAAGCAGCCACAUUGGGGAGGGGGGGUCCUGGUAUGCAAGAGAGUAGAUGGGUGCCGUGAACCCGGCUCUCCUUGCACACCCGGAUGCUUUUCUUUACUGCCCUGCUUCUUGUACAAUUAAAUCAGUGAUGAUGGUCCGUGCUCAGCAUCAUCCCGCCCGGCGUU
Jaculus jaculus (lesser Egyptian jerboa) is the source of this 2618-nucleotide messenger RNA. It is a transcript of the gene Dnai2, whose product is annotated as dynein axonemal intermediate chain 2. Gene Ontology annotation, biological process: cilium movement; outer dynein arm assembly. The coding region runs from base 127 to 1959 and encodes 610 amino acids. The record is from RefSeq and is a predicted model, not a curated record. Gene Ontology annotation, molecular function: dynein heavy chain binding; dynein light chain binding. Lineage: Eukaryota; Metazoa; Chordata; Mammalia; Rodentia; Dipodidae. Gene Ontology annotation, cellular component: outer dynein arm. The transcript is spliced from 13 exons.